UAUUGAUGUGAAAUCACAAUUUCAGAUUAAAGCAAUUGCCGGUAAUAUUAUUCCAGCUAUUGCAACGACAAAUGCAAUAAUUGCAGGAAUGAUCGUGAUGCAAUCGUACAAAGUCCUAAGUGAAAAAUUCUCCGAUUGUAGAAAUGUGUUUUUAGAUAACUCACGACGACCACGAGUCCUUGUUUCCGAAAGUUUGACUUCACCAAAUCCAGACUGUCGUGUUUGUAAUAACACACACAUUAUUCUGAAAGUAAACACCAAAAUGGCAACUUUGCGUGAUUUUCUCGAAAGGGUGGUUCAUGGACAAGAUGAUGAUGAAAUGGAUAUUAGUGAAGUUACAGUGGAAGAGGGUGGAAG
Molecule: messenger RNA, 357 nt
Organism: Funneliformis mosseae
Lineage: Eukaryota; Fungi; Glomeromycota; Glomeromycetes; Glomerales; Glomeraceae
Source: the annotation of a GenBank genome assembly